Messenger RNA from Oryzias latipes (Japanese medaka), 1857 nucleotides. It is a transcript of the gene ugcg, whose product is annotated as UDP-glucose ceramide glucosyltransferase. Lineage: Eukaryota; Metazoa; Chordata; Actinopteri; Beloniformes; Adrianichthyidae. Gene Ontology annotation, cellular component: membrane. Gene Ontology annotation, molecular function: ceramide glucosyltransferase activity. The record is from RefSeq and is a predicted model, not a curated record. Gene Ontology annotation, biological process: glucosylceramide biosynthetic process.
UGAAGACAAGGAGGCUGAAUCCAUGUAGACUUACAGUUACUCAAUAAAAGCACGAAGAAAACAUGUAGCAGUGAAGGAAGCAGUUAGAUUCCUGGGGUUCUUUGCACUAAAGCUCAUCCUAAACACCUUUGUACUAACGUUUAGAGGCACUAAGGCCGCCUGGUUUCAUUUAUCUUAGGCUGUUGGGAGGGGCUUUUAUUUUGAAAGAGUCCGGAAGUGCCAGCCAGUGAUGACUUCCUGUUUGAUCACCGUCUUUCCCGGUUGGUCAGCUGAUCGUGGGCCGGUCUGCUGACUGUCAAACGCCCGACCUCAUCGCCGCUAAACCGCGCUCCCCCAGGCCGUCUGUGGCCCCCAGAGUUCCCGCUGCCGGAGCUCGAGGUCCAACCUACUUCCGGUACCGGCCCCGCCGGAUUUCUGGCUCUUUCGUGACGGACUCUACAGAACCCCCCGGUGUCCUGCCCGACCACACACGGAGCCCGAACGAGCUGUGGCGGCCGUCCGCUGCGCCAUGGCCCCGCUGGAGCUGGCCAUGCAGGGCCUCGCCGUGUUCGGCCUCGUGCUCUUCCUCGUGCUCUGGCUCAUGCACCUGAUGUCCAUCAUUUACGUACGCCUACACCUUCACAAGAAGAGGUCAGAGGUCAAACAGCCGUUUGCUCAGCUGGCAGGAGUUUCUCUGCUGAAGCCUCUGAAGGGGGUCGACCCGAACCUGAUCUCCAACCUGGAGACCUUCUUCACUCUGGAUUACCCAAAGUACGAGAUCCUGCUGUGCGUUCAGGACCAGGAUGAUCCAGCUGUAGACGUCUGUAAGAAGCUGCUGGGGAAGUACCCCAAUGUGGACGCGCGCCUGUUCAUCGGAGGGAAGAAGGUUGGUAUCAACCCAAAGAUCAACAACCUGAUGCCGGGUUACGAAGGUGCCAAGUACCAGCUGGUGUGGAUCUGUGACAGCGGGAUCCGAGUGAAACCUGACACCCUGACAGACCUGGCCAAUCAGAUGACGGAGAAAGUAGGGCUUGUCCACGGACUGCCAUACGUUGCUGACCGUCAAGGCUUCGCCGCCACUCUUGAGCAGGUCUACUUCGGGACGUCCCACCCCCGCUCAUACAUCUCAGCCAAUGUGACGGGGAUCAAGUGUGUAACAGGAAUGUCGUGCCUCAUGAGGAAGGACGUGCUGGACCAGGCCGGCGGGCUGAUCGCCUUCGCUCAGUACAUCGCAGAGGAUUACUUCAUGGCCAAAGCUAUCGCAGACAGAGGCUGGAAGUUCUCCAUGGCGACACAGGUGGCGCUGCAGAACUCUGGCUCAUACUCCAUCGGUCAGUUCCAGUCACGUAUGAUCAGGUGGACCAAGCUGAGGAUCAACAUGCUGCCUGGAACCGUGCUGGAGCCCGUCUCCGAGUGCUUCCUCGCCAGCCUCAUCAUCGGCUGGGCCGCCCAUCAUGUCUUCAGGUGGGACAUGAUGGUCUUCUUCAUGUGUCACUGCCUAGCCUGGUUCAUCGCCGACUACAUCCAGCUGACCGGAGUGCAGGGCGGCCCCCUGAAUUUCUCCAAGUUGGACUUCGCUGUGGCCUGGUUCAUCCGGGAGUCCAUGGCCGUGCAGAUCUUCCUGUCGGCUCUGUGGGACCCCACCAUCAGCUGGAGGACGGGCCGGUACCGGCUGCGCUGCGGCGGCACCGCCGAGGAGAUCCUGGACGUGUAGCUGCUCCGGCGGCGUACCGCUGCUCCGGCGUACCGCCGUCCUGCAGGAACAGGCUGGUUUCUUUUGUCGAGGAAAACCAAAGGAGUGAGUGCGAGCAUGAGUCUGUGUUUUUUACCUAUUUAUAUUUCUUUUGGUGCUAUGAAAAAAACAGCAGGCCACACCCA